Cantharellus anzutake is the source of this 2103-nucleotide messenger RNA. Its product is annotated as glycoside hydrolase superfamily. The transcript is spliced from 11 exons. Gene Ontology annotation, cellular component: cell surface; extracellular region. The coding region runs from base 1 to 2103 and encodes 700 amino acids. The record is from RefSeq and is a predicted model, not a curated record. Gene Ontology annotation, molecular function: beta-glucosidase activity. Lineage: Eukaryota; Fungi; Basidiomycota; Agaricomycetes; Cantharellales; Hydnaceae. Gene Ontology annotation, biological process: glucan catabolic process.
AUGGAUGAUUCAGCAGUUGUCGCCCAUCAUGCAACUCUGGAAGAUAAGAGAGCUCAGUAUAUGGCCCCGAACGUACAGAAACGUAAGAGGAUUAGGAAUAUCGUUAUCGGUGCUUUGGCCGUUCUUCUCGCUCUUGCCGUCGCUCUUGGUGCUUUAUACUUUUUCGUCCUUCGGAAACACUCGAGUAAUAAGGAUAACACUACGUCGGGUGGUGGUUCCGGAUCUUCAUUGACGGGAGGUAGUCCAACUCGUACGUCUUCUGGUGCAAGUCCUUCCAAUACCGUCCGUGUGACGGGUGGUGAUGGGAGCGUCGUUACCUUUGAGGAUGGGAGCACGAUGGUCUACAGGAAUUCGUUUGCAGGGACGUGGUAUUAUGACCCGAACGAUCCAUUCAACAAUAAUGCUCAGGCUCAGAGUUGGACACCACCUUUGAAUACGACGUUCAAGUUUGGGACGAACAAGAUUCGUGGUGUCAACCUUGGAGGCUGGCUCAACACCGAACCCUUCAUCUCACCCGCUCUCUACGAGAAGUACCUAGACGCGUCGACGCCCGCCAUAGAUGAAUGGACGCUCAGUACGAACAUGGCAGCCGAUAAGGCCAGUGGCGGUUUAGGUCAAUUAGAGAACCACUAUGCAACGUUCAUUACCGAGGAGGAUUUCGCGCUCAUUGCGGCUGCCGGCCUCAACUUUGUUCGGAUUCCGUUUCCAUACUGGGCGAUAUCGGUCUUCCCAGGUGAACCGUUCUUGGAGGGGACCGCUUGGAAGUACUUUUUGAAGGCGAUUCAGUGGGCACGCAAGUAUGGGAUUCGGAUUAAUCUCGAUUUACACGCCAUUCCGGGGUCACAGAAUGCGUUUAAUCAUUCCGGCAAGUUUGGAUUGGUUAAUUGGUUAUAUGGAACGAUGGGGCUCGCGAAUGCGCAGAGGUCGUUGGAUAUUAUAAGGAUUCUUGUCGAGUUUAUUUCGCAGCUUCAGUAUUCGCCUGUAAUUCCUGUUUUUGGUUUGGUGAAUGAACCACUGGCACCGAGUAUUGGGAUUGAUGUCCUUGGAAGUUUCUACCUCCAAGCAUAUUACAUGAUUCGAAAUAUCACUGGUGUUGGGACUGGUAAAGGGCCGUUCAUCACCAUUCACGAUGGUUUCCUCCCCAUAAACGGUUGGUAUGGCUUCUUGUCCGGUGCCGACCGUAUCAUGCUCGAUACACAUCCGUAUUUGUGUUUCCAAGCGUUGGACCCUUCUCCACCUUCACAGCAGGCUGGGAGACCCUGUGGUGCGUGGGCAGGCAGGAUCAACCAGACGAUGCAGAACUUUGGGAUGGUUAAUGCCGGGGAGUGGUCUUUGGGGUACACAGAUUGCGGCCUCUUCCUGAAUGGUGUUGGACUUGGGACGCGGUAUGAAGGGAAUCUCUCGACAUUCCCAAGUACUCGCAUUGGGAGCUGUGCACCUGUGCUUGAUUGGGAGAAUUAUAAUCAGUCGACGAAGUCUGGGUUAAUGGCGUUUGGUUUGGCUCAGAUGGAUGUCUUGCAAAACUGGUUCUUCUGGACGUGGAAGAUUGGCAACUCUUCUGUUUCUGGUCGGGUUGAGUCGCCCCAUUGGAGUUAUCGUCUUGGUUGGGAGAACGGCUGGUUACCAAAGGAUCCUCGAUCCGCUAGCGGAGUGUGCGCUUCGCAGGGAGUGACUACGCUAUGGACGCCACCACUUGCAGCUUGGCAAACAGGAGGUCAAGGUGCAGGGACUAUUGCAGCUGGCCAACUACAAACCUAUGGUGCUUGGCCGCCAACGACCAUGUCCCCGAGCGUCAACAACGUCCAGGCGUUGCCGCAGUACACGCCUACGGGUUCGUUGCCCACGUUACCCGUUCCGACGUUCACUGGGUCUGUGGCAUCCACCGUCAGUCCUGGGGAUGGAUGGUAUGAUUCAAGCGAUACCGUCGGGUAUUACACUUCUAUCCAGGGGUGUAGUUAUCCUAAUGGAUGGAGUGCUGUAAGUGCGCCGAUACCGACGGGGUGUGGAGGGUCGGCGAGAAAACGGAAUGGUGGACAAGUCGUUGCUGCCGCUGCUGCCGGGCCGCCUUGGGCUACUAUCACACCAUCCCCACGCUUACGAUAG